CUGAAAGUAGCAUACAAAGUUGCAAAUGUCAAAGAAGGGAACCACACAAAAGAGGAUUUUAAGACAUUAACUCAACUUGACAUGUAUUUUGUAACAACUUAGAUAGUUGAAUAAUUAUUAAUGUACGCUUAAAUUUACAUUUUUUAAUCAAUACAAUUAUAUAAAUUAUGAUGAUUAGUAUGUCAAGGGUGAAAUCUUGAACUUUAUCCGAAAAUUUGUGUGAUAUAGAACAAUUUAUUAUUUUGUUCUCUAUUCAAAACUGUAAGCAAAAACAUUGUUAAUAAUAAUAAUAAUAAGAAUAAUGAGUCACUGUCUUGUUAUAACAAGAGAACGUACACGAAAUUCAACUUGGUUGUCGUCCAAUGUUAUCCAAAUUUGCCGCCCAAACCAGAGAGAGUUACCUUCCAAUUGGACUGUUGAGUGUUUGUAUAGAAAUUUAUGUACAGAUUUAUUCUCUUAUAUAUACCAGAGUUUCUCUGAUAUCAAAAUGUACCUUCUCACUUCUGAUAUACACUCAUAUAAAGUUACAAACUAGCAAGAAAUGGCUUCAAGAUCACAAAAGGUUUCUGUGGUGGCAGCUCUGGUGUUAGUCUUGGUCAUGUGGGCUUCUGAGUGUCAAUGCCGGACAUUGGACGGAGCUUCCAUGUCAGAACAACACGAGCAAUGGAUAGCUCGCUAUGGUCGCACCUACAAAGAUGAUGCCGAAAAGGAAAUUCGUUUCCAGAUUUUCAAGGAGAAUGUGGAGUUCAUUGAGUCGUUUAACAAAGCAGGGAAUAAGUCGUAUAAGCUAGGCCUCAAUGAAUUUGUGGACCUUACCAAUGAGGAAUUCAGAGCCUCUUGUAAUGGCUACAAAAAGUCGUCCAGUGUCCUUAGAAACACACCAUUUAGGUACGAAGGUGUGACUGCAGUUCUGUCCACCAUGGAUUGGAGGAAGAAGGGAGCUGUCACUCCAGUCAAGGACCAGGGUCAAUGUGGAUGCUGCUGGGCGUUCUCUGCAGUGGCUGCCAUGGAAGGAAUCACACAAUUGUCCACAGGAAAGUUGAUAUCCUUAUCUGAACAAGAAUUGGUCGAUUGCGACACAAGUGGUACUGACCAAGGCUGCGAGGGAGGACUCAUGAACAACGCCUUCGAGUUCAUCAUCAAGAAUGGAGGCCUCAACACAGAGGCCAACUACCCUUACAAGGGAGUUGACGCCACUUGUAACAAGAAGUCCUCAUUUAACGAUGCUGCAAAAAUAACCGGCUACGAAGGUGUGCCAGCCAAUAGUGAGAAGGCAUUGCUGAAAGCCGUGGCCAACCAGCCAGUGUCAGUGGCAAUCGAUGCUGGUGGUUCUGAGUUCCAGUUGUACUCGAGUGGCGUCUUCACCGGGGAAUGUGGAACCCAAUUGAACCAUGGUGUCACAGCCGUAGGAUAUGGAACUGCAGAUGAUGGUACUAAGUAUUGGUUGGUGAAGAAUUCAUGGGGUUCCAAUUGGGGUGAGAAUGGUUAUAUUAGAAUGCAGAGAGAUGUGGAUGCCGAAGAAGGCCUUUGUGGCAUUGCUAUGGAAGCUUCCUAUCCUACUGCUUCUUAAAUAUAUAAUUUAUAUAUAAAAACAAAAAUUAUGGUAGCUGAAAUGGAUGUUGAUCACCAAGCUAUAGCUCUUAAAGUUUUACAUGAAUGAAAUACCUGAUAUGGUUUAUAUACGAGUAUA
Molecule: messenger RNA, 1690 nt
Organism: Humulus lupulus (European hop)
Lineage: Eukaryota; Viridiplantae; Streptophyta; Magnoliopsida; Rosales; Cannabaceae
Product: senescence-specific cysteine protease SAG39-like
Exons: 2
Coding region: 542-1570 (342 amino acids)
Cellular component (GO): lysosome
Molecular function (GO): cysteine-type endopeptidase activity
Source: RefSeq, a predicted model, not a curated record